UCUGAUCUAGGAUCUGUAGAGUUCAGUCUGCUGUAUUUACAAGAGUUAAAAGUCAAUACGAAACAAACCAAUUUAGCCCAAUAAACGGGAUGUCCUGGCUAAUAUGGGACAGUUGUCAACCCUAGGUGUCCAUCCAUCCGUCUCCAAUAUCUUGCUGAGUUGAAGUGCUAUCAUUAUGUUACUGCUGUGUUUUAGAUGCGUGUCAGAUGGAUUUAAGAAUCACAAACAUCGCCAACACAUGGCUGUCCGAAGAUGAUGACAUCAGAGCUCUCGACCUGCGGUUGGCUACAGCAGCUACUCGUUGUACUCCUGAAGCUUUGCCUCACUUUUGCUGGGCCUCUGCGACCACUUAAUGGGACAGAAUGCACUGCCAAGGGUCCCGCUUCCUACAUCCUGGUCUUUAGCGGUCAAUGGAGCCCACAGGCUUUCCCAAAGCAGUAUCCGCUGUUCCGGCCCCCUGCACAGUGGUCCAAACUCAUAGCGGUGAGCCACAAUCGCCAUUUUCGGCUGUGGCAGGAGGGUGCUCCAGCCAGUACAGGGGUGCAGAACUUCUCUGAAGUUGGGGUGACAGUGGAGGUGAUGAAGUCGGCCAAGGAGGCCAGGAAGAGACGUGCGGUUGGGGCCAUGUACAGAACGGCUGGCAUCCCUGAUGGCAUUGGGCACAGCUCCACGGAGUUGCUCAUUCAGCCGCGGCACUCACUGCUGUCCCUUAUGGUCAAGGUGAUCCCCAGCCCAGACUGGUUUGUUGGUGUGGACAGUUUAAACCUCUGUGAGGGCAGCCAGUGGAAACAGGAAGUGACCAUUGACCUCCAGCCUUAUGAUGCAGGGACUGACAGUGGAUUCCCUUUCUCCUCUCAAUUCCCAACCAGCCCCCCUGAAAAUAUUACAAGGUAAAUUACAUCUCAGAUGCCGAACCAUCCAGCCAACUCCUUCUACUAUCCACGAUUAAAGGAUCUUCCACCUAUAGCCAGCAUUAGGAUCAUUCAACAGAGCAGAUCAACUGACCGUCAGACACCAAUGUCGAAUCAUAUUUUGCCAAACUCUAUCAGUCCACAUCGCUUCUCAGCGACACCCCUGGACUGUGAAGUGUCUCUCUGGUCAUCCUGGGGUUUGUGUCUGGGUCCCUGCUCCAGAGGCGGUGUGCGCCACCGUACGCGAUACAUCCUCCUGCGGCCGGCUAAUGCCGGUGUUCCCUGCCCUGAGCUCGAGGAACAGGCUGAAUGUGUACCACACAGCUGUAUGAAACUCCAGUAACCUGCAGAACACCAGUAAAAGAAACUGCCAGUAUUCAACACUGAGACUGUCAUCUUAUUACUGCUGGACUGAGAAACAUUGCCUCAGCUUGAGUCCUUGAAAACUUUAAGGAUUGUGUGUUUGUAAACACUCAGACAGUGCAAAUUUAAGACUUUUUGCAUAACCUGUUCUAUGCAGCCAUUUAGUAAAACAGUGUGCACUCUUUUAGGGUUUUAUUAUAAACUGUGUUUUCUGUUUACAGUUCAAUAAUUAAAAUUCACUCAGCCUAGAAUGCGGGUACUUGGUUAAUUGGGCCUUCAGAAAGAACUUGUAUCCUCUUUUACAAAACAGUAGGUGAAAAAAUAUUAUUUGAUGUACUGUGUCUGCAUCCAGAACUACUUUUUAGAGCAGAGAGGAAGGACUGAUUUCAAGUAAAUUUUCAUGUAACUACAGCAAAUGACAGCUUAGCAGUUCUUGUGGAAUAUGAAACAUUGGUGGAACCUUCCUAAUUGUCAGGGUUUCAGCAGCCAUGGCUGUUUUUUAUUAAAGGGAAAGAUGUGAAAAAAAAGGACAGAAAAUAAGUAUUAUAAAAAAUUAAGAUGUGUUCUGCUCAGAAGGACCUGAGCCGAGCUGCUGCAGAGGUUAGCUUAGCUUGUGUCUUGGUGAAGAGCUUUUUUAAAAAAAAAAAAUUAAACAAAUACAUUUUAGAAUGUUUCUAUUUUUUUAAUGGAGUAUGAAAGGGUUGCCUACUAAGGUAUCAAAACUUAUUUGAUCUGAGCAGCAAUGUAUGAAAGUUUAAUUCUGCUUGUAGCCGAGUGUGAACAGUUAUUUGUGUAAGAGGUUCAUGUCGGGGCUCUACACUGCUAUAACAAACCACUACUUCUGACACGGCUACUAGUUAAUAAAUUCAUAAUUUGUAUGCCAAAAAUGAAUCUAAACAUAGAUUCAUUGAUUUAAAAAUGGUUGCUCCUGUCAUAACUAGUAUGUGACGCAAACUUAGCUUUGGGCCUGGACAGCAAUGGUUGACACUGUAACCUUCUUAAAAUUAGCUAACUUAGCCAGCCUAUUCAUACUCAUAGUAACCUGUAUUAGCACUAAUGGUCAGGUAAGACCAGGUAAACAGGGUUACACGAUUCAGAGCCACACAUGGCUGAGAUUUUAUGCCUUGACAAACAACGCCACAACCCACACUGUCUUCCGCUGUGUUUAAUUUAUGUGCCAUCUUCAGUUUCGUAGACUUGUCUGUCAAAGUCUCCGGUGUUUAAUCUCUCCUGCCUUCUCCUGCUGUUUUGUCCUUCUCUUUUUUUUUCCCAACCUUAAACAAACAACCAUACUUCUUUCGGUGGAUCGAUACGCAGUUAGUUCACUGUCAGUGGUUAAAGGCAUAUCCAUAGCAACCGAAUGAAAUGAAAAACUGACAGAAAGCUGUUUGACAAAUGUGUCCCCUUAAAGACCUUUGUGAGACUUUCAACAACACACAUUUAAUCGGUAUGCUGACAGUGAACCACUGCAGUAACACGUGUUUGGUUUCAACACACCCUCUUAUAUGUAGCCCAUGCACACAUAUACACACAGACUUCCACACUCAAAGGUCCUUGCACAUACAGCAUACUUUUAAAGGCACGGUGUCAUUAGCUUACAUGGUACCUAUACAUGCUUGGCACAUGCAUUUCUUUCAAAAUAGCCUCACACCCCAAUUUAUAAAUAUCACCUUUCACAAGAAUACCCAUUAGCUGACUUGAGGCUCAGAGACAGUCUGUUUCAUGAAAAGAUGUCGUUUUUUUUUUACAGAAAAAGGUAUCGUUAUUUGAUAUUUUAAUGUGGAGAUUUUGUAUAUACUGAUGUGCUUUUUCUUAUAUUGUAUAACUCAUGAAUAAAUAUGGAGCUGGGUUUUUCAAAA
Molecule: messenger RNA, 3133 nt
Organism: Notolabrus celidotus (New Zealand spotty)
Lineage: Eukaryota; Metazoa; Chordata; Actinopteri; Labriformes; Labridae
Gene: spon2a
Product: spondin 2a, extracellular matrix protein
Biological process (GO): cell adhesion
Cellular component (GO): extracellular matrix
Source: RefSeq, a predicted model, not a curated record